Molecule: messenger RNA, 4434 nt
Organism: Heterocephalus glaber (naked mole-rat)
Lineage: Eukaryota; Metazoa; Chordata; Mammalia; Rodentia; Bathyergidae
Gene: Znf365
Product: zinc finger protein 365
Biological process (GO): regulation of DNA strand resection involved in replication fork processing; regulation of neuron projection development; telomere maintenance
Source: RefSeq, a predicted model, not a curated record
UUAAGAUGAUGAAGUCCUUAUAUAAAAUAUUGGACAUUCCUGCCGGCAGCUUCUCAAGAAGAUGGUCAGCCCUGCUUCAUCCUCAUCUACAGUUUCUCGGUCCCCGUAACUGCAAACUGCAAAAAGCUUGCCAGGGCCUGCAGGAAACGCAGUGCCCGCGGGGCUGGCACGCGUCUUCCCCGGCCUCUCCGGGGACUGAUCACAGCAUCUCUGCGUGAUGUCAGCGGAAUCCUGAGCCGGAUCCUGCGCCCCGACUGGAGCAGGGCGGCCGGCCUCUUGCCAUCCGGGCAGAGACAGGGCGGUACCCGCGGGGGGUGGCAGCCCCGGGGCCGCUGCGCCCGCGCCACUCUCCGCCCUGGACGCCGCUCGUCCGGGAGCGGGGGUGCGGCAAGGGUGCGGCGGGGGGCGGGAGGCAGAGAGCCCGGCUCAGCCUGAUUUACGGCUCUGCUGAAAACCGCUUGACUACCGCAGCUUCAGCCUCGGUGGCCGCGGCAGCAGCUGCAAGACAGCAACAAGUCGGGACUUUUAGAGUAAUGCAACAGAAGGCUUUUGAGGAAAGCAGAUAUCCUUGGCAGGAAUCCUUUGAGAAUGUUGCUGUGUGCCUGCCAUUCCGCUGCCCAAGGUGUGGAGACCAUACCAGAUUUAGAAGCUUGUCAUCUUUGAGGGCCCAUCUGGAAUUCAGUCACAGCUAUGAAGAAAGAACCCUCUUGACAAAAUGCAGCCUCUUUCCAUCUCUCAAAGACACAGACCUCAUCCCUUCCUCAGAACUUCUGAAACAGGGAAAAUUGCAGAGCCACGGCCAUGUGGUCAGACAGAAACCAAGCUAUGUUAACUUGUAUAGCAUUUCUCAUGAACACUCCAAAGACCAGAAGCCAUUUGAGGUGGUGGCAGAGAGGCCUGUGUCCUAUGUGCAGACCUACACUGCCAUGGACAUACGUGCAGACUCGCUGGAUGGGCCACGGUCAAGGCCUGGACUUCCCACCUCCGACACCAAAGCUGCUUUUGAGGCACAUAUCAGAGAAAAAUUUAAUCGGAUGGUUGAAGCUGUGGAUAGGACCAUCGAGAAGAGAAUUGAUAAACUCACCAAAGAGUUGGCCCAGAAAACUGCAGAACUGUUGGAAGUUCGGGCAGCUUUUGUGCAGCUGACUCAGAAAAAGCAAGAAGUUCAGAGACGAGAGCGAGCCCUGAACAGACAGGUGGACGUGGCUGUGGAAAUGAUCGCUGCACUGAGGCAGCGCCUGACAGAGUCAGAAGAGGAGCUUCUUAGGAAAGAAGAAGAAGUUGUUACAUUCAACCAUUUCCUGGAAGCAGCAGCUGAGAAGGAGGUUCAAGGGAAAGCUCGACUCCAGGACUUCAUUGAGAAUCUGUUGCAACGGGUAGAACUGGCAGAAAAGCAGCUCGAGUACUAUCAAAGCCAGCAGGCCUCUGGCUUCAGCCGUGACACCAGCGAGCAUGUGCUUACGGAUAUCUCCUCGAAUAGGAAACCCAAAUGCUUAAGCCGAGGGCAUCCUCAUUCUGUGUGUAACCACUCUGAUCUCAAGGCCCAUUUCCACCCAAAGGGAAGGAGCCACCUGAAGAAAGCCAAGGAUGACAGAGCCAGCAUGCAGCCGGCCAAGUCCAUACAUGAACAGGCUGAGUCCUCAAGAGAACUCUGCAGACUGCCCAAAAAAGCAGAGCUCCUGGGGCUGAGCCGGAAGGGCAAUAUCAGGCCCAAAAUGGCUAAGAAAAAGCCAACAGCAAUUGUGAACAUCAUCUAAAAAAGGCGGGUGGAUUUGAACUCGGCCAGUUGUUCCCGGGGGCAAGAAUGCUGUCCUUUUGGUCACAUCUGGUAGUAGGAUGUAUUGAGAAAGCAGAGGGCAUAACACAUAUAAGUGUCUUGGUUAACCAGAAUUACACAAAUGGGGAAGCCCAGUGAACCAGAAUUUUAUUAUCACCUCCUUUUAAAAGCAAGAGGCAGAUUACAGAAAUAAUUUUUUAAAAAUUGAAACAAUCUAAUCCUAAAGCUGUAGUAAAAUAAGACUUCAGCCUCGAAAAUAAUUGGUCUGGUCUUUAAUAGUCCUGACCUCUGGGCUCCUGGGCAGUGAUCAUUCAUCCUCAUGCCCAAGGCCACACAAGGAUAUCAGACACCACCAGAAAUGAUGUCUGCUGCUGUCUAAAUUGUGAGGCAAGGAAGGGGCAUGGAAAGAUCUAGUAAAAGCAGUGAAAUAAAAAUAUUUUUGUUCAUGUAUAACCUUCCUCUCAGUUAAUUUGAAAGCCUUCAAAAUAAGAAUUCCUUUGCCCCCUAAGUGCUCUGGUUAAUCAAGAUUUUACUCUUUGGGGAUGCUUAUGGGACUUGUUCAGUUAAAAUUCAGCUUUCAUUCUGACAGAUUGCUUUUCAGUUUGUUUGUUUGAUUCAGGUUUUUCUGUGUCCUUAGAUGCAACUUUAUGCAGAUUUUGAUGUACUGUGUUGUGUUCUUUGACUAGGUAUUCUCCACCCUCCAACCUUGCUUUUAGUCUUGAUAGCUGCUUCCAUGGUUGUGGUCUGGGAGGACCAUGAAGCCCUUUGAUCAGCUCCCAGCACUGGUGCCAUGGCUGAGUCCUUGGAGUGCCAGUAGAUGGUGCUGUUAGGGUUUUGGAACCACCCUGUAAUCACUGUACAUACACCCACCGCCUCUCCUAAGGACUGCUUUCCUGGUAAUAUCAGCAGCUUGCUCUCUUGAAUUGUAGGCAUGACUUUCUCUUCAUUAGCAUAACUUUUCAACUGGCAGCUCACUUUGUAUUUUGCUGCUUCUGUGUCCUUUAAUAACUAAAUAUACUUUCUUACCUUUCAACCAACUAUCAGGGGUCUUCACUGUACAGUGCAUUCUAAAGUAAUUUCUGAAACAAAUAGUGCACAUAGGGUUCAGAAUCUGACACUGUCCUCCUUCAACUGCCUUUUGUUUCGAUGAAGAAAAAUCUUUUAACAAUCUCACUUUAACAUUUUCUUCUAGAAUGAAUUUUCAUAUAUUUUUCAUUACAUUUAGCAGUAUCAUCAGGUCUCACACAAAGUUUACAAGUGCUAACAUUCCUCUAGAGACAAGGUAAUUUUGUCCACAAAUAUAUAUAUAGAAUAUACAUAUAUAGAAUAUACAUACAAAAUAUAUGUCAAGUAUAUUAAUAAUUUAUUUUUAAAUACUCAUGGAGAAAGUGUAUGUUUGUGGUGGGUGGUCUUAAAACUGUCGAAGUGUGUUCAUGUAAAUUGAAUUCUCUAUUUUAAAAAUUAAAACUGUAACCUAAUUAACAUUAGUAGACUUAUGUGUGUUACUGAAAUAAGCAUCAUAUUAGCAGUACAAUAAAUAGGUAAAAACAGUUACUUAAAAUUCCAGUAAAUUGAAAAGUAUAACUUAUCAUUUUCAAAUAUUUUGAACUUAUCAUAGUGGAAAUGUUGAUUUUUGAGUCUUUAACUUUUGGUUUAUGGAAACGGGAUAUUCAUGUGGUGUAUAGGCAGCUAUCAAGUGGGUAAAAACAUUGCUGUGAAUAUCACUGUUUAGGCUAAUAUUGUAAAAAUUAUAAUGUUUAUUUACUUGGAUAAUUAAUAUUCUCCAAAGAUAAAUUAUUUAUUAUUAUUAAUCUUAUACUCUUAUUGCAUUUUACCUUUUUCAUACUAAAAAAGAAAAAAAAUGAGUUAUUUGCAUGCUGUCUGUUCUGUAAAAUAUGUGCAAAUGACAACUUGUUUUUAAAGAUGGUAUGGCUACAUUUUUCUUUUCUGUUUUAUUUAGAGUAACUCACAUUUUUGGUGUUCAUUUAACAUGCCUGGAGGGCGUGGCAGCCCUCUGUGACAGUGAUACCCAGUGAUCUUUAGAAAGCACCGUUAUGUCAUAACUAUUCUAUGUACAUUGCAUAAGACAAAUAGUUUCCAAAUUUAUUUAUUAUAUGAAAAAUGUUCUUUUUAAGUUUAAGUUCAAAUUAACUUCUUACUCCCAUACAAAGAAAUGUGUUAUAUAUGUUGUACUUCCUUCAAAACACAAAUUUACUGUUGAAAAAUGGGAGCUGACUCACUCGGAGGGAAAAUUCACCUGCAUGCCAUGGCCUGAGACAUGUGCCACAUCCCACGUACAUUCUAUUUUAAAAUAUUCUCCUUGUCCCCAUAGGCAGUCAACCUUGGAGUCAAGGCUGGUGUUUUUUUUUUUUAAGAAAUCACCGAAGUUUCUGGGAAAACAUGUUCAAGGUUAAACUGAAGAAUAGAUCAAAUUUUAUUAUUUGUAGGGGGAAAAAAUCUUCAUUUGGACUGUUCUUUCUUUUUCUUCUUCUCAAACUAAAUAACAGGUUCUUCUCUACAAAGUUCAGAUUGCUUAGACACUGUUUUCCAGUAUUCUGCAGGGUCAGUUACUUGUAUAGAAGUUGGAAUAUUCUCUUCCCAGAAUUAAAAAAGUUUUUAGAUUAUAAAAUAUUAUGGUAAUAAAGCUAUAUUUCUGA